GCGCGACGUGCCCGGCCCGGGCAGCUGCGAGAGCCCCCGCGAUGGCCGAGCCGCCCGCCGUCUCCCUCCAGCUCCCCGAGGACGCCGAGAGCGACGGGCAGGACUUGAGCCCCUGCAAUGAGGGAGCCAUGCACACCUCCUUCCGCGAGCUCAUCCAGGAGCAGAGCAGCCUGGUGGAGGCGGAAGCGGUCAUGGAGUUGGAGAUGCAGGCGAGGGGCAGAGAGCCCCCGGCGCCGUGGGCCACGGGCUGGCCGGAGCCCGAGCUGGGCGAAGAGCACGCCGCGUACUCCUCGGCCACGCUGCGGGUCCUCGCCAGCAUGCCCAGCCGCACCAUCGGGCGCAGCCGCGGGGCCGUCAUCGCCCAGUACUGCAACCGCACGGCCCAGCUGCGGUGCCGCAGCAGCCGCCCGUCGCUGCACCAGCUCGUCCGCGUCGCGCGGCCCAGCCUGCAGCAGCGCCACGUCGACCUGGCCACGGCCACGCUGGACGAGACGCGGAGCCUGCUGGCGAAGGAGCUGCGGAGCCUCCCGCCCGGCCAGCGCAGCCGCGUGCUGCUCUCGAUGCCGCUCAGCCUGGCGGAGAAGCGCACGCUCAGGCGGGAGCUGAACGGGCAGAGGGGCUCCCCGAGGGACGGCGCCUGGUGCGGGGUCUCCUGCUCGCCCUGCGGCCGCUGCAAGUACCACAUCAUCCUCGGCUGCCGGGGGCUGUGGUACGGACUCCUCUCGCUGCUGUCCGCCGCCCGGCCGUGGCAUCGCGCCCUGAAGCAGAUCGGCAGCCGCUUCGGCUCCAGCGUCCUCUCCUACUUCCUCUUCCUCAAGACACUCCUCAUGUUCAACGUCUUCUUGUUCCUCCUCCUCCUGGUCUUCGUGGUGGCCCCACAGGCCGCCUAUCCCCCCGCCCCGGCCAGCCGCAGGCCCUUCACCGGCCUCGACGUGCUCACCGGAGCGGGCUACUUCACCCGCUCGCUGCUCUACUACGGCUACUACAGCAACGACACCCUCAACGAGCCCUGUGCCGCCCGCCCCAACUGCAGCGCCGCGGCCCCCGCGCACCCCUACAACAUGCCGCUGGCCUACGUGUUCACCGUCGGGGUCUCCUUCUUCCUCACCUGCGUCCUGCUGGUGUACUGCUUGUCCCGCUCCUUUGGGGAGAGCUACCGCCUGGGCGGCCCGGCAAGGGACCUGGGCAUCAAGGUCUUCUACGCCUGGGACUUCAAGGUGGUCCAGAGGCACUGGGUGAAGCUGCAGUCUGAGAACAUCUGCACCCAGCUGAAGGAGCUGCUUGCAGAGCAGCAGUCGCGCUCCCGCCCCCGGAGCUGCUGCUGGCAGCUGGAGCACGUCGCCGUCCGCCUCCUGGCCUGGGGCCUCUGCCUGGGCACCGUGCUGGGCUGGGUGGUGGCCGUACGCUUCUUCUCGGAGCACAUGCACGCGGUUCAGCAGGACGCCCUGGCCCGUGCGGUCAGCGAGUGGCAGCAGGAAGCCAUCCUGCUGGUCCUGCCGCUCGUGGUGUCGUUCAUCAACGCGGCCAUGCCCCACAUCUACAACUUGCUGGCCACCUGGGAGAGGUGGGAUUCCCCUGUGCUGGAGGUCUACGUGGCCAUCUGCAGGAGCCUCUUGCUGAAGAUGGUGGUGCUGGGGCUGCUCUGCUACCAGUGGCUCAGCCGCGAAGUGGUCUGCGCGUCGGAGGCGUGCUGGGAGACGUGCGUGGGGCAGGACCUGUACCGCUUCAUGGUGAUGGACUUCAUAUUCACACUGCUGAACACCGUCUUUGGGGAGCUGGUCUGGAGGCUGGUCUUGGAGAAGAGGCUGAAGAGGAGGCGGAGGCCCGAGUUUGACAUUGCCCGCAACGUGCUGGAGCUGAUCUACGGGCAGACCCUGACCUGGCUGGGUGUCCUCUUCUCGCCGCUCCUGCCGGCUGUGCAGAUCGUGAAGCUGCUGCUGCUCUUCUACAUCAAAAAGACCAGCCUGGUGCAAAACUGCCAGUCCCCUAGCAAGCCCUGGCAAGCGUCUCAUAUGAGCACUGUGUUCAUCACCCUGCUGUGCUUCCCGUCCUUCCUGGGCGCAGCCAUCUUCCUCUUCUACACCAUCUGGUCGGUGAAGCCAUCGGAAACCUGUGGUCCCUUCCAGGGGAUGGAAACCAUCUACGAGUCAGGGAAGACCUGGGUGCACUUGCUGGAGAAGUCCAGCCCAAAUGUCACCUGGUUCACCUGGAUCCACCUGUACCUGGUGGAGAACACCGCCUUGCUCUUCCUCACGUCUGGGGGGCUGCUAGCCAUGAUCUACUUCAACAUCCAGGUCAUGAAGGGCCAUCGGAUAAUCAUUAACUUGCUGAAGGAGCAGAUCUUCAAGGAGGCAGAAGACAAGAGGUUUCUCAUUCAGAAGCUUCACUCCAUUUACGAGCAGAGAGAGAGAUACAGCUGAGCCCCAGGUGAGGCGCCGGGAUGCUCCUGGGGGCUCGGAGUGCAGGACAGCGCUUUGGAGCCCCCGGGUAGCCACUCCAGGGACACAGAGCUGGGUGCGAGGGCAAACCCUGCUCCGGGCCACCCCAGACACCAGCGGCCGGACAGCCCUUGCUUUGUGUGCAGCUGCUGCCAGCAGAGAGCUGUGACCUUCCCAUGCAGCCAGGAACUGGGACAGGAUAUUUGCUGUCCAAAGGGAGGGAGCUUGCAACGUACUCGUACUUGCAGCACCUGGCAGCAGCGUGGCCCCGUGCAGGGUCAUCCGAGGUGUUGACGCAGCUCUGUCCCCUGCCUGGCACAGCAGCACCAGCUCUGCUGUCACGCGGAUGAGGCCAGGGCAGGAGCCCCCAGCGCUGGCAGAUGCCUUCCCGCAUGCGGGGCUGUGGCAGCCCUCCUUCCAGGCAACCGAAGAUCUGGCCUGCCGGACUGGGAAGCACCUAGUACUGCUGAGAAGCCUGACAGCUUCAUUUUGGGACCAGCACCUGUUUGCCUGGCUGCAGCUAGAACAGCCCAUUAAAAACUCACUCCGCAGCAGA
Messenger RNA from Rhea pennata, 2994 nucleotides. RefSeq names its product transmembrane channel like 6 (gene TMC6). The record is from RefSeq and is a predicted model, not a curated record. Bases 42 to 2420 code for a protein of 792 amino acids. NCBI's taxonomy places the organism in Eukaryota, Metazoa, Chordata, Aves, Rheiformes, Rheidae. Gene Ontology annotation, cellular component: plasma membrane. The transcript has 19 exons. Gene Ontology annotation, molecular function: mechanosensitive monoatomic ion channel activity.